AUGACGAUAUUAUUAAAUAAUGAAACCAAUUUAAUUUCAACAACAACAACAACAACAGGACACUCUGUAAACGAUAUUCAUGGGGCAUAUUGUGCUUCAAAUGCAGAGUGUUCAUAUCCCAACGGAGAAUGUGUUGCUAAUAGUUGUUAUUGUAAUCAAUAUAUAGGAGGGAGAAUAUUAUAUUUUGCAGCAGACCCAUGGGGUUCUUCUGGUGCCUAUCCAGAUGCAUUUCGUCAAUUUUUGUAUGGAUUUCCAAUUUAUAUACUUUUCACAGCAUACGAGUUAUUAUUGAUCUACUGGGCAGGUACAUUUCAUAAUGUACAGUCGGUAGAUAGUGGUUCAUUUUUUGUAAAGAAAACUAAACCUGCCUUUAUCACUACCAAUUCUGUGUGGUUUGCAUUUGAAGUGAUAAGAGUUGUGCUGGCAGCAAUACGAUCCUAUUCCUUUGUGAGCAUUCUCACCGUUGUAUAUAAUAUCUAUGUAUUUAUCUCGUGUCUUGCCAUAAUGUGUGGAUUCAUCAUCUAUGGUGCUUUAAUCUAUAAAAGAAUACAAGGUUUACCUACACACAAAGAAAAAAAGAAAAGCUACCUUAAGAAAAUAGAGUUGUUAAUCGUAAUGAAACCUAAAGAAUCAUACAAUCACAGUCACCAUCAACAACAACAACAACAAACAAAAUCACCCUCAUCCCCAAUUGUCUCAAACAAUGGAGCCUCUGUGGGUGUCGAUUCACCAAAAUCAUAA
Cavenderia fasciculata is the source of this 741-nucleotide messenger RNA. RefSeq lists its product as uncharacterized. The record is from RefSeq and is a predicted model, not a curated record. Lineage: Eukaryota; Evosea; Eumycetozoa; Acytosteliales; Cavenderiaceae. The transcript has 3 exons. The coding region runs from base 1 to 741 and encodes 246 amino acids.